UAGUCCCCCCAAACCUCUAAGAAUGAGCACACCAUGUUGUACUUGGAGCUCCAGACAUCGGCUACUGGUAUACUCAUCACUUCAUCGAUGUUAAAACAUACAUUCAUGCUAUUUCAUCUCUGAGCAGCAAUACAUUCCACAAAAUGGCCUCAUACACCCCCCUUGAACUUCCGUACUUCGCACCGGCUCCUGCUCCACUGCCAACAUACCACGAGAUAGUCGCCCACGCAUCUUCCAAAACGCCAUCUCAACGACGACGAGCACGUGACGUCCUCCAAAUCGGUGAGCAGUUCAUAGUAAAAUAUGGUAAGCACAUUGAUUUCAUGGAAGGCGAAAACAUGCUGAUCGUCCGGCACUACACCAGCAUACCCGUUCCGAUACUAUACGCCAUGUACCAGCACGAACCUAGCGGCGACAAAGUCAUCAUCAUGGAGUACGUCGCAGGAGAGGUUCUGAGUAACUGCUAUGGAAAGCUCGACUCUGAGCAAAGGGCAUUCAUCGCAGCCCAGCUGAGACAACACUUGAGCGAACUCCGCACCAAAAUCCCCUCUCCGGGCUUCUACGGACUACCAGGUGGUCGUCCAUACUUAGCGCACACAUGGACCUUUAAGCGGCCAGCGGGACCGUUCGCCUCAGCCGACGAGUUUCUCUCAGCGUACUUUGCCGCUCAAUUCUCGGGCGCAAAUCUGCCAACUCGGCGCGCCAUCGAAGGUCUGAAAUCCGAAUUUCUCGUGUUGAGCGCCGAACACAGCGCGUCUGUCUUCACUCACGGCGACCUCCAGGCGCAGAACAUCAUACUGCGCAGCGACGGUUUGAUAAGUAUAAUCGACUGGGAGAGCGCCAGUUUCUGCCCCGAGUAUUUCGAGUUCUUCAUCUACGGUACGCUCGACAUGGUGGCCGCGGGACUUGAAAAAGAAAAAGGCGACGUGACUCGGUAUACUGAGAUGGUGAGACUCGCCUUUAAGGCGUGGGACACGUAUUGUAGGGCCAAGCAAUGAAUGUGUGAAAUGAGAUGAAUAUACCCAUUGGAAAGACACCCGCGGUGAAGAUGUUCAAUAGUGAAAUAAUCAAGCUAUUCAAAUUAGGAUUCCUUUUGAUUUCUUGUUACUUAAUAUCUGAGUAACAUUCAUCUUCCAUUUUUUUAUCUGCAUAAUCAAACCCUAAGCUUGCUUUUCGAUAUUGACAUUUUGACUUUCGUUUGAUAUGAUGUUCAAAUUCGCUAAAGAUAGCAAUAUCUGAACCAUCAACAGUAGACUAUAGCCGGAUUAAAGAGUACGAGUCUCGAGCUGUUGGAAAGGCACGAUCUGGACAAUACGUAACACCAAUGCGUAUCUCCACGUCGAUUCGUUAAGGAGUGACACGGCUCACUUCAGUAAUUUGAGAUGAACGAGAUAUUGACGAUCAGCGCUUUCGUAAUUCUGAAC
Messenger RNA from Xylaria bambusicola, 1424 nucleotides. RefSeq names its product kinase-like domain-containing protein. The transcript has a single exon. The coding region runs from base 144 to 998 and encodes 284 amino acids. The record is from RefSeq and is a predicted model, not a curated record. NCBI's taxonomy places the organism in Eukaryota, Fungi, Ascomycota, Sordariomycetes, Xylariales, Xylariaceae.